Molecule: messenger RNA, 2305 nt
Organism: Austrofundulus limnaeus
Lineage: Eukaryota; Metazoa; Chordata; Actinopteri; Cyprinodontiformes; Rivulidae
Gene: rmdn3
Product: regulator of microtubule dynamics 3
Exons: 12
Coding region: 241-1686 (481 amino acids)
Cellular component (GO): cytoplasm; mitotic spindle pole; mitochondrion
Molecular function (GO): microtubule binding
Source: RefSeq, a predicted model, not a curated record
CAUGUUAGAAGCUGUUUCUAGUGAACUGUGUUAACUCGCACAUGCAGGUUGUUAAAGGAAGUAAAUCGUCUCUCGUGUUGAACAGAUCAUGUGGCUGAUGAUGAUGAUAAGGUCGCUGCUGAGGCGCCCGACGUAAAGAUGACGACAUGAGGUUUUUUUUUUUUUUUUUUCGUUUUCGUCGGAACCAGCAUGGUGUUUGGAGCGUAAGGCCAAACUGAAACCGAACCGGAGAGUGGAGAAAUGAGCGGUUCGCUCGGGAGGCACGCUUUAGUUGGACUAGCUGUCGGGGCUACAGCCGGGUUGGGUCUCCUUGCCUUCGUAGUGUACCGGGAGCUGAGCAGGAGGAGGAACGUGGUGUCGGAGAACCGUCCAGCGGCUCGGCUGUCCGCUUCAGAUGGAGGAUCUCGGUUCCAGGAGCCGAUGGAUGCUAACGAGAUGGAGGCCCAGCAGCAGGCGUUAGCAGCAGUGGAGGCCGUGGUGCAGGGUUUGUCCCCGGAGCAGCAGCUGGAACUCAGAAACCAGUUGGAUCAGGUGCUGAGCUGCAUGGCCUCGCUGCGUUCCGAGGUGGCUGAGCUGAGGGGGGGGCUGCAUGACAUCGCCCUGCAGAUCAUCCAGGAUGUCAAAAAGGGUGUAGAGGAGAGUAGGCUGGUCCGUCGCAGGCACCAUGUUGUCCACAGAGAGCGCACUGACUCUGCUAGCUCCAGCUCCAUUUACUUCACUGCCAGCCAGGGCCUGUCCAGCACCUGGGACAGCUCAACUGAAGGAGGGUACUCUACAGCCUGUGCUGAGUCCAACUACACAGACCGAGACACAGACAGAGAAGACCCGGAGCAGGAGUCUGAGGAAGAGGAGGAGGAGGAGGAAGACCGAAGCUGUGCCACCGUCCUCACCCUCCGUCAAGAAGAAUCCCCAGAGGAAGACGAGGAGGAUGAGGAUGAGGGGAGGCUGCAGCUGGGGCCUGAGGUUCCUAAUGGAGAGCUGGCUCUCCUCUUGGCUCAGAGUGACAUCCUCCACACAGGAGAUGCAAGUUUAAAAGCGAAGGGUUUUCGCCUGCUGCUGGAGAACAGACCAGAGCACGGAGAUAACGAACAGUUUCUGUGGCGACUUGCCCGAGCGUACGUUGACAUGUACGAGUCUGCUGAGGACGAGCAGGAGAAGACCAGCUAUGCACUAAAAGGUCGGGAGGAGGCGGAGGAGGCCCUGCAGAAUAAUGGUCUGAACGCCGAGUGUCAUAAAUGGUUUGCUGUGCUGACUGGACUGGCCUCGCAGCAUGAGAGCACUCACAGCAAACUCAGGAGCAGCAGCAUACUGAAGGAGCAUGUGGACCGAGCUCUGGCCCUCAGAGAUGAUGACCCGAUGUGUUACUACCUGCUUGGCAGGUGGUGCUAUGAGGUAGCCACAUGGGACUGGUUGGACAAAAAGGCAGCUGCCACUCUCUACAGGAGCCUCCCCACCUGCACCCUGCACACUGCUCUGGAGAACUUCUUGAAGGCGGAGGAGCUCAGUCCAGGUUUUUCCAGGACUGUGAGACUUUACAUCGCCAAGUGUUACAUGGAGCUGGGAAACUGUUCUGAUGCCACAAACUGGACCAAGCUGGCUCUGAAGAUCCCCUCGAACUCUAAACAUGAUGAAGACGUGUGUAAACUGGAGGCGGAGCUUCAGGUUUUAGCUGACAACCCAACAUGAAAUGUUUGAAGAAGCGGACAGGAAAUGGUCUGUUCCUUCGUUGGUGGAAGUGUUUGUCACUGUGAAAUUCUUCUGAGUUUGUUGGUGAAUUUUGGUUUGUUUUUUUAAUGUAACUCUGCUGAUGGAACUACAGUGAACAUGGCUCUCAAACGAACAUUUCUCUAUUUUAGUUCUCAUGAGUGAAUCGUUACUUAAUUUAACUUAAUUCUAAUAACAUCUGAAUCUAAAAUAAACAAUUUAACAGAAAGCAUGCUUUCCCCUGCCCCCACCCCUAAUCAUUUAGUUUAUAACACAGUCAUAGUUUCUGUGUUUUUCAGUUGAAGGUGGAUGCUGCUCCUCAGUCCAGUCCUAUGAGGCGUGUAGAGUGUGGUUGCUCCACAGGUUGUGUAGUUGUAAUCUCACAGUUUCAUCAGAAUGAGGCCUGGAGCUCCUUUUGAAGUCUGAUGGAGCUAACUUCUGGCUCACCAAUGGGAACUCUGUCUCAACUCAAGAAAUAAAACCAGUUGGCAUAUUGAAGGAAUAUCUUUUAAUAUUUUACAAUACAUUCUCACCUAUGUGAAUACUUAUUUUGCUCUGUGUGAAUAAAGAAAUAAAUCCUUUUUUGUCUUUAAACUUUAAA